Molecule: messenger RNA, 1892 nt
Organism: Camelus dromedarius (Arabian camel)
Lineage: Eukaryota; Metazoa; Chordata; Mammalia; Artiodactyla; Camelidae
Gene: PYCR1
Product: pyrroline-5-carboxylate reductase 1
Exons: 8
Coding region: 310-1272 (320 amino acids)
Biological process (GO): L-proline biosynthetic process
Molecular function (GO): pyrroline-5-carboxylate reductase activity
Source: RefSeq, a predicted model, not a curated record
ACUCGGAGCCAGACUCCGGUCCGGCUCCGGCGGGCGGUGGUUCCGCUAGGCAGAGGGAGAUGAGCGCCCGCGCCCUCGGCUCCGGCGUGGAGAGAGCUCUACCGGGGCUCUCAGACCUGGACAGGGUCCUUGGGCGUGGGGAGGCCGACUAGGGCUUGGGAGCGCCCGGGCGCCGAUCGGUCCCCCUGCCCACGGCCAAUUCCUGUCCCCUUACGGAGGCGAGCGCGCCCCUUCCUGCCCCUUGUCUGGGACCCUCGGGAGCAGAGCCGGUGCCAGCUGUGAGGGCGUGGGCGCAAGCCUCCGGACACCAUGAGUGUGGGCUUCAUCGGAGCUGGCCAGCUGGCCUUUGCCCUGGCCAAGGGCUUCACAGCAGCAGGAGUGCUGGCUGCCCACAAGAUAAUGGCCAGCUCCCCAGACAUGGACCUGGCCACCGUUUCUGCUCUCAGGAAGAUGGGGGUGAACCUGACGCCCCACAACAAGGAGACCGUGCAGCACAGCGACGUGCUCUUCCUGGCCGUGAAGCCACACAUCAUCCCCUUCAUCCUGGAUGAGAUCGGCGCCGACAUUGAGGAGCGGCACAUCGUGGUGUCCUGCGCAGCUGGCGUCACCAUCAGCUCCAUUGAGAAGAAGCUGAUGGUGUUCCAGCCAGCCCCCAAAGUCAUCCGCUGCAUGACCAACACGCCGGUCGUGGUGCGGGAGGGGGCCACUGUGUACGCCACGGGCACCCACGCCCAGGUGGAGGAUGGCAGGCUCCUGGAGCAGCUGAUGGGCAGCGUGGGCUUCUGUACAGAGGUGGAGGAGGACCUGAUUGACGCCGUCACGGGGCUCAGUGGCAGCGGCCCAGCCUACGCGUUCACAGCCCUGGACGCACUGGCUGACGGGGGCGUGAAGAUGGGGCUCCCGCGGCGCCUGGCCGUCCGCCUCGGGGCCCAGGCUCUGCUGGGGGCCGCCAAGAUGCUACUGGACUCUGAACAGCACCCAGGCCAGCUCAAGGACAACGUCUGCUCUCCUGGUGGGGCCACCAUCCAUGCCUUGCACGUCCUGGAGAGCGGGGGCUUCCGCUCCCUGCUCAUCAACGCGGUGGAGGCCUCCUGCAUCCGCACACGAGAGCUGCAGUCCAUGGCCGACCGGGAGAAGGUCUCACCAGCCGCCAUCAAGAAGACCAUCCUGGACAAGGUGAAGCUGGACUCCCCUCCCGGGGCCUCACUGGCCCCUUCUGGCCACUCCAAGCUGCUCACCCGCAGCCUGGCCCCGGCAGGCAAGAAGGAGUGAGGUGCCCAACGUGCCUUCUCCUCCUGGGCUCAGAGCUCCUCGCUGGGUGUCUAGCUCCGGGCCGCACAGGGUAUCCUCAUCAUGGCCCACUGCCCACGGCUCUGGUCCACUCGCUUCAGUGGGGCUGGAGCCAGGGAGUGCGCAUGUCACUUCCCAGUGGGAACCUCCACAGUCCCUGACUGUCCUGGUCCAGAACAGGGAAGGAUUCUCUCAGCUCAGUGCCCUCUUCCUCUACCCCCAAACCAAGUCACUUUCCUCCAGAGCUCAGGAGGCCUGGGGGUCUCCACCCCCCGCGGUCAGCUGGCUUGACCUUGAGCACAAAAGGUCAAGGUCCCCCCUCCACUCACCCCCCAACCAUGAAGGCCCAGCCAAGGAGGGAACCCACUCCUGACCUCUCUCCACCCUCCAGUCACAACUCCUUCCUCAGUGUGGGAAGGACCCAAGGGUCCCUGGCAUCCAGCAGGAGGGACUCUGGUUCUUGGCCAGCUGGACAUUUGAGAAAAGGGCUCUCAGAUGGUUCAACUUCCGAGGCCAUCAGCACACUCACACCAUCAUCUUCUGUUCCUGACCCGACCCGCAGACGUCUGACUUUAGGUUAAAUAAAUUGAUUUCCAGUCCCA